UGUACCUUCUGAAAGAUGACAAUUGCGAUGGACGAGGUCGCCACGUUCACCUGAUGCCGUGUCUGCGUGAUGCGAGCGGUGUGUCCAUCGCGGCCGCGUGGUACAAGGUGCGAAGGAAAUGUGGGGGCUUCGUGCGACUCCUGGUUGACGGAAUGACAGUUUCAUUCAUACGCAGUUGAUGUCAUGGACGCAGCAGUGCCCUCUCAUGCCGGUGGAACAAAGGUGCCAGUGAAGAGCCCGCGCGCACCAAGCCAAUCUGCCAAGGAAGCGUUAAAUCCAAAUGGUGUGCAACAUGAGUCGGGCCUUGGUACGAUGGAAUCGUCCCCAUCACCAACACUUUUGGUUGGGAUGACGACCCGCGCCGACAAGUCCACGUACCAUGGUCACCUCAAUACUGGUAUGAAAAGGCAAGGAUAUCUAGGCUCCGUCCUUCAGGAAUGCUUCUCCAACAUUUGAUGUCCAUGAAUAGACAAAAUACCCCAUGGAGAUGGAUGCAUGUACUUUCAUUCGGGCGGGUUCUACGCUGGGCAAUUCGUCGACGGCAUGCGCCACGGCGUCGGUGUGUACGGGUUUCCAGACGGUUCGCGAUACGAAGGCGAGUUCAAAUUGGACCAGCGCGACGGCCAUGGGGUGUACAUGGUUCCAGUGGGCGAGAAGUACCGCGGCCAGUGGCACGACAACGCCCAGCACGGGCUGGGCGAGUGGACAGAGUGGAACGGCUCGAUCGUGCACGGGGAAUUCCGCCAGAACGACUAUUUAGGGCCGGCAGAAUCUAUCGAAGCAUGCAUGGCCGUCGUGAACCUAGCGUCGCGGACGCAACAACGGGCGAUUGUGGCUGAGCGGGCGGCGCGUGAGGUGGAGCGACUCGCGUAUUCUCAGGACAAUAUGUCGAUCGAUGGCGUGUUUAUUCGGGAUGAAGCGACGUUGGAAGCCUACUUGAACACGACAACGGCCCGGCAAAAAACGUACCUGACAACAUGGCAGCGCGAAUUUGAAGCGAUGGAAACAAGCACCCAAGACGGCAAGACUGAGGAGGCAACUCUCGGAGAACGGCAAAAGCAAUUGCACUCAACGAUUCAAACCCGCCGCGCCGAGCUGGCGCGGUACAGCAUGUUCUGGGACAUUGUCGUGGACAAGGAGAAGGAGCUCGCAGAAGCCAAGCGAGUCCUGGCGUCCAUUGAAAUGCAAGUCCGGCUAGAAGAAGCCGUCAACGAACGAACCACCAAGGUGGCAUCGACAGUGUUGUCCGAGAGAUGCGUGCUGUCGGAGCCUCAGUAGCUUUAAUCCCUUAAGCGAUUAUCGAAUCACGUGUGAAAUGGA
Aphanomyces invadans is the source of this 1320-nucleotide messenger RNA. RefSeq lists its product as hypothetical. The record is from RefSeq and is a predicted model, not a curated record. The transcript has 2 exons. Lineage: Eukaryota; Oomycota; Saprolegniomycetes; Saprolegniales; Verrucalvaceae. Bases 496 to 1278 code for a protein of 260 amino acids.